GAUGUUGAUCAGUCGUUGUCACGGAGUAGGAAUCCUCGUGUGCUCCGGGCGGGCUGCGGAUGUUUUAACAUGUUUUUAUUGCUAUGUUUCUAAGUCUCCUUUUAGGGGUGGUGCAUUUAAUCUGUUUUCGUCUGAUGCAAUUUGGACUUCAAAGAAAAGAGACUUUUUGAGGCCGUGAGCAUUAGCAAAAUCUUGGAUCUAUUCGUUGCACAACGAGUAGAGAAUUUAAGAUUUUAACAUGUCUGAUACUAUGAUCCAUGUUUCCCCCUCUGUUGAUACCUCACAGGGAAUUAUUCCCACAAAGAAGCAGAAGAGCAACAGGAAGAAGAAGCAGUUUUUAAAAAAAAUGAAAUACCUGAAGGGGAAGGGGUGCUUUCAGGAUGACUCUCAUCAAAGGAGAAACAAUGAACACAAUCAAGCUUCAAAACAGAAUGGACGUUUCUCCAGACCUGCACCAUCUCCCAUGACAACAAAUCGCCGAAGUUCACCUCAAUCUAACCCGUCUUCCAGUGGCGUUGACCUUAGUGUUGGCCGUAGCUCUGAGGCUUCAACCUCCUCUUUUAACCCUCUAUCAAUUACUUUCACUGUGACAAAUGAAAGUAGCCAUACAAAGCCAAACCAACCAGUCAACACCAAAACAACAGCAACGUUGUCCUGCGCCUCCAAAUCCAACGCUCGUAAGCUCUCUACUCCCGCAGGGAACCCUAUAAAGUACCUCGCCAUUGACUGUGAGAUGGUGGGCGCAGGACCCAAAGGCAGCAUCAGUCAGCUGGCUCGCUGUAGCAUCGUCUCAUACGACGGGGAUGUAAUCUAUGACAAGUUCAUCAAGCCCUCCAUGUAUGUAACAGACUUCCGCACAAGAUGGAGCGGUAUUCGUCCCAGAGAUCUCUCCAAAGCCACACCAUUUGCACAGGCCAGGCAGGAGAUCCUAAGACUGCUCAUGGGGAAGAUUGUUAUCGGCCACGCCAUACAUAACGACUUCAAGGCCCUCAGUUACACGCAUCCUGCUGCCUUGACAAGAGACACGUCGAAAAUCCCUCUUCUCAACCUGAAGGCUGGGUUUGGGGAGAAAGAGUGCGCCUCACUGAAGAGACUCACCAAAGCCAUCUUCAACCGUGAUAUCCAGACUGGAAGAAAGGGCCACUCUUCUGUGGAAGAUGCUAAAGCUACGAUGGAGCUUUACAAGGUGGUAGAAGAGGAAUGGGAGAGCACUCUCGCCUCCACAUCUUGACCCACGUACUUCUAUAUUUGAAAGUGCAAAAUAAACUCAGCUCAACCACCUUUAAAUUUAAA
This is a messenger RNA of Gambusia affinis (western mosquitofish), 1293 nucleotides long. It is a transcript of the gene isg20l2, whose product is annotated as interferon stimulated exonuclease gene 20-like 2. Gene Ontology annotation, cellular component: nucleus. The record is from RefSeq and is a predicted model, not a curated record. Gene Ontology annotation, molecular function: 3'-5'-RNA exonuclease activity; nucleic acid binding. Lineage: Eukaryota; Metazoa; Chordata; Actinopteri; Cyprinodontiformes; Poeciliidae. The transcript has 4 exons. Bases 239 to 1231 code for a protein of 330 amino acids.